Messenger RNA from Rhodamnia argentea, 2620 nucleotides. RefSeq names its product glucosidase 2 subunit beta-like. The record is from RefSeq and is a predicted model, not a curated record. Gene Ontology annotation, biological process: N-glycan processing. NCBI's taxonomy places the organism in Eukaryota, Viridiplantae, Streptophyta, Magnoliopsida, Myrtales, Myrtaceae. The coding region runs from base 120 to 2072 and encodes 650 amino acids. The transcript is spliced from 16 exons. Gene Ontology annotation, cellular component: glucosidase II complex.
GCUCUCUCUGUCUCUGCUUGCAGUGAAUUUCCGAGAUCACAGUCGAGCACGGGACGAGCGCAACACCUUCUCGAACAAAUCAUUUCUGGGUUUCAACUUUUCGACCACUUCCUCCAGUCAUGAACUUGCCAAUCGCUUUCGUCUCCAUCAUCGCUUUGGUCCUGCUGUCCAGCGAUUCUCUCCGCGGAUCAUCCUCGACUUCACUACCCAAAGACCCACUUCUUGGGGUUGCUCCUGAAGAUGUGAAAUAUUACAGUUCAUCGCACAGGAUCAAAUGCAAGGAUGGAUCGAGGGAAUUUACCAGAGCCCAGCUAAAUGACGAUUUCUGUGACUGCCCUGAUGGCACAGAUGAGCCAGGAACAUCAGCAUGCCAAAAUGGAAAAUUUUAUUGUUGGAAUGCAGGACAUGUUCCUGUCAUUCAAUUUUCUUCGAGAGUAAAUGAUGGUAUUUGUGACUGCUGUGAUGGGAGUGACGAGUACGACAAUAAAGUGAAGUGCCUGAAUACAUGUCGGGAAGCUGGAAAAGCAGCAGCAGUUGAGUUGAAAAAAAAGAUCGCUGUGUACCAGGAGGGUGUUGCCAUACGUAGACAGGAAAUGGAAAAGGCAAAAGCAGCUGUUGCAAAAGACAAGGAAGAAUUGUCAAAGCUGAAAAGUGAGGAGAAAGUGCUGAAAUUGCAGUUUGAACAGCUUAAAGAGUGCAAAGAACAAAUAGAGAGAGCAGAGGAGAAAGAACGCAUGAGAAAAGAAAAAGAAGAGAGACAAAAAAGAGAAGUUGAGGAGAAAGUUGGCAGAGAGAAAAGCAAAACAGCCGAGGAAAUCAACCAAGAGACAAUUGGAAAGGGGAGAGGAGGUGAAAGUGAUACAUCAACUACAGAGAGUAUGCGUGAUGAAAGGAUUGGACUUGUGGAUGAUUAUCCAUCUGACCAGGAUUUGGAAGAAGAUUUGUCAGGGGAACAUGAUCAUCUACUGACCGGAUUCCAUGAUAAGCAAAUUACUCAUGCUGUCGAAAAGAAAGAUGAGUUGGUAACACCGGCAAGCGAGGAAGAGUCGAUUGUUUCAUCUGAACCUAUUGUCGACGCCGAAAGCAAGGUGGUUAAUGGUUAUAUAACUGCAGAAGGAGAUGACACAUCUGAGAAUGCCGAGGAACUGUCAAAGGAACAGUUGGGUCAACUUGUUGCUUCUCGGUGGACAGGGGAGAAGACAGAGAAGGAAAGUGGGAAAGACUUUGCCAGAGAUAACAAUCAUGCGGAACAAAGUAGCGAGAUCCCAAAAGACAUGCGUGAUGGUAUUGAUGAUAUACAUGCGUUAGAAACUGCUCACAGCGAAAAGAAUGAGUAUGAUAAUGUGGAAGAUGGGUUUGAUGAAGAUUCUGCAGCGAAGGAUCAUUAUGAUUUCACUUCUCAUUACACAGACGAAUCAGAUAGUGACUCAGACGAAUCAGAUAGUGACUCAGACGAUGAAUUAGACUUAGAAGAUCUAGCAAUCCAGAUGUUCGUUUCUUGGGUAGAGAAGAUGAAGAAAAUGUUGCGGGGAAUUCUUCAGGCCAUCAAUAUAUUCCAGACUCCUGUUGACAUAUCUGAGGCUGCUCAGGUACGCAAAGAAUAUGAAGAAUUGAGAACCAAAUUAUCUAAGAUCCAGUCAAGAAUAUCAAGCUUGUCACAAAAGCGGAAACAGGAUUUCGGCCCAGGAAAGGAGUUCUAUUCAUACUAUGGUCGCUGUUUUGAGAGCAAACAGAAUAAGUACAUUUACAAAGUGUGCCCCUUUAAAGAAGCUUCCCAGCAUGAAGGGCACUCUACAACACGCUUGGGGAAGUGGGACAAAUUUGAUGACAGUUACGGAGUCAUGAUCUUCUCAGCUGGUGACAAGUGCUGGAAUGGUCCUGACAGAAGUAUGAAGGUGAAGCUGAGAUGUGGGUUGGAAAAUGAGGUUGCCGAUGUAGAUGAACCAAGUCGUUAUGAAUAUGAAGUGCUGCUAUCCACUCCAGCUCUUUGUAAAGAAGAUGAACUGAAGGAACUUCAAGAUAAGCUAGACACGAUGAGCAGAGAACUGAUGGAAGGCCACGACGAACUAUAAUAGAUUGCGGAAUAUCGAGCUUGAACGACCCGCUUUGUUCGUAAGAGGCUUACAAGUAACAUUUCUCAAGUAAAGGAGCGACCUGUGCAGGCCUUUGUCAGUUGAGCUUCUUCGUGGUUACUAGGCUGGAAAAGUUUAGCAUUCUUGGGAGCACGUUGAUUACCAGAGCUGUCGAAUGGGUAAAUGGCAGGAUCAGGAUGGGAAGCUCUCGACAUGACUGCGGCGUGAGAAGGAUUUUCACGUUACUGACCGACAUGUUGUAGGCUUGUGGCAUCUUAUUGUAUUUAGUGUUUCUAAAUAGCUGUAAUGUCGAUAGUUUUGUGUAUGCCCGGAACAUGGUGAUUCUUCUGACUAUAUUAUACAGCUCUUUUGUAGAUCAACAUCGAGCAGUCCAGAUGCCGAACCGCGAUUAACUUAGUUUGAAGGUUAGAGGGUGCAUAAGACACAAUAGGUAAUUCACAGCAGGUGAAAAUGGCGACAGCUUUUGCCAUUCAUUCGUUGCCUGUCGCAUAUAGUUUCGUCGAAAUGAACCAACCAAUGUGUACGCG